AUGAGGAACUUCCAUGUGAUCAACUUGGAGAAUAUCAAUGGUGAGGAGAGAAAGACUAUCUUGGACCAAAUUCAAGAUGCUUGUCAGAAUUGGGGAUUUUUUGAGUUGGUGAAUCAUGGAAUACACCUUGAACUUUUGGAUGGGGUGGAAAGGUUAACAAAAGAGCAUUGGAGAAAAUGCAUGGAGAAGAGGUUCAGGGAGGCAGUGGAAAGCAAGGGGUUAGAAGCUGAAGUAAAGGACAUGGAUUGGGAGAGCACAUUCUUCUUGCGCCAUCUCCCAGACUCCAAUAUCUCUAAAAUCCCUGAUCUCAGCCAAGAGUACCAGGAUGCAAUGAAGGAAUUUACACAGAAAUUGGAGAAGCUUGUUGAGGAGUUGUUAGACUUGUUAUGUGAAAAUCUUGGAUUAGAGAAAUGGUACCUGAAGAAUGCAUUUUAUGGAUCAUAG
Molecule: messenger RNA, 444 nt
Organism: Glycine soja
Lineage: Eukaryota; Viridiplantae; Streptophyta; Magnoliopsida; Fabales; Fabaceae
Product: 1-aminocyclopropane-1-carboxylate oxidase 4-like
Exons: 3
Coding region: 1-444 (147 amino acids)
Source: RefSeq, a predicted model, not a curated record